UCUGAGAGCUCCCCUUCUUCGGUAUUCUCCCCUCCAAUGCCGCAGUCUCCGCCAAGGUUCCGCCCUCGUCCCUCCCACCCUCUUCCUCGGAUCAGCUCCUUAGACUCCCCGCAGCCAAGGACUAUGACGACGCCAUCCUCUCACAACCAGGAGGACGAUGAGAUAAUGAACCCGCGUCUGCAAAUGGCUGAGGGACACCAGCAAAUGGAUCUUGAUGCUCAGAGUGAAACCGAUAGUACUGAUUAUAGUACCAAUGAUGACGAUGAUGUUACGGAAACUUCUAUUUCCAAGUUUACAUGGGCGAUCAAGAACUUCUCGAGGUUGAAAACCAGGAAGCUCUACUCGGACGUCUUCUUAGCGGGUGGCCACCAAUGGAGACUGCUUCUCUUUCCGAAAGGUAACAAUGUUGAUUCUUUGUCCAUAUACAUGGAUGCUGCUGAUUCGGCGAGCUUAGUUUUUGGGUGGACAAGAUUUGCGCAUUUCGGUCUGACUGUAAUCAAUCAAAUCAAAUCCAACCGUUCGAUCACAAAAGAUUGCCAGAACAUAUUCUGUGCACUUAGAAAUGAUUGGGGUUUUUCACAUUUUAUGCCACUAAGUGAAGUCCAUAACUCGAGCGAAGGAUUUCUUGUGAACGACACUCUUAUAAUCGAAGCCGAUGUCACUGUUCUCCGAUUCAGUGAUUGGUCUUAUGAAGAAAGAAAAGAGACAGGUUUGGCUGCUGUCAAGAGUCGAGUAGUUGAUUGCUAUCAGGACUGGACCGACCGUAUUGCUUACUCCAUGAAGGUGCUGAAUCGCAUGAUUCCUCCUCUCCUUGACGGUAUCUGUCAGUGCUUUGAGCGCUAGUCAAGCAAACCGAUGUCAGUGCUUCAUUUGCUCUUGGAUAGGCAUAAUAAACAAACUGCUCUCUUUUGUUGCUUGAAACAAAUAUUAUCAUUUUCUUGAUGCAUUAUUACUGCUUUAGUUAAUUUUCUUUUUAUUCCGCUUAUCAAUUGUUAGUGUUCGACCAA
Molecule: messenger RNA, 1007 nt
Organism: Musa acuminata subsp. malaccensis (wild Malaysian banana)
Lineage: Eukaryota; Viridiplantae; Streptophyta; Magnoliopsida; Zingiberales; Musaceae
Product: ubiquitin C-terminal hydrolase 13-like
Molecular function (GO): protein binding
Source: RefSeq, a predicted model, not a curated record